Messenger RNA from Myxocyprinus asiaticus (Chinese sucker), 5794 nucleotides. Its product is annotated as Translocating chain-associated membrane protein 1-like 1-like. Bases 131 to 1249 code for a protein of 372 amino acids. The transcript is spliced from 11 exons. Gene Ontology annotation, cellular component: endoplasmic reticulum membrane. Lineage: Eukaryota; Metazoa; Chordata; Actinopteri; Cypriniformes; Catostomidae. Gene Ontology annotation, biological process: SRP-dependent cotranslational protein targeting to membrane, translocation; protein insertion into ER membrane. The record is from RefSeq and is a predicted model, not a curated record.
AACGGGUGCGAGUGUAGUGAGGUUUUCAUGACUGAACAGUGUGAAUUUACUGGAGAUCUGCUGGUCUGAGUGCGUUGCCUGCGAGUAUCUGCAGUAAACACGAGUAUUGAUCACCUGAGAGAGAGUAGCGAUGGGCUUCAGAAAGAAGAACAAGAGUCCUCCGGUGCUCAGCCACGAGUUUGUCAUCCAGAAUCACGCGGAUAUGGUGUCGUGUGUGGCCAUGAUCAUCCUGCUGGGACUCAUGUUUGAGGUGACAGCAAAAUUUGCGAUCAUGUUCAUCACUGUCCAGUACAAUGUCACUCUAAACCUGGAUGCCGAGGACAAGACUGAGCCGGUGAAUUACUACAAGUACGGUCCCAAAGACAUUGCUACUGUGUUCUUUUACCUGCUCAUCGCUAUAAUUCUUCAUGCCCUGAUUCAAGAGUACAUACUUGAUAAAAUCAAUCGUCGACUACACUUGUCCAAAACAAAGCACAGUAAGUUUAAUGAGUCGGGACAGCUGGCUGCCUUCUACUUGUUCUCCUUCAUCUGGGGCUGCAGCAUCCUCACCAAUGAGGAAUUUGUGACAAAUCCGACAUUUCUUUGGGAAGGCUACCCUCAUACCCACAUGGCUUUCCAGGUGAAGUUUUUCUAUAUCUGUCAGAUUGCUUACUGGUUCCAUGCUCUUCCUGAACUUUAUUUUCAGAAAGUACGAAAGGAAGAUAUUCCACGUCAACUGUACUACAUUUGCCUUUAUACCUUUCACAUCGCUGGUGCCUACGUUCUCAAUCUCCACCGUCUAGGUCUAGUUCUUCUGGUGCCACAUUACCUAGUGGAGCUGCUGUUUCACGCCUCACGACUCUUCUACUUCAGUGAUGAAAACAAGCAGAAGGGGUUCACGUUGUGGGCUCUUCUGUUUGUUAUCACUCGUCUCCUGACGCUCACCAUCUCUGUCCUGACGUUCGGUUUCGGCCUGUCCCGCACAGAUAAUCAGGGAUUCUCCUUAGCUGAAGGAAACUUUAACGUGCUUACCGUCAGGAUGACCUGUCUAUCAGCCAUCUGCCUGACCCAGGCCUGGAUGAUGUGGAAAUUCAUCAACUUCCAGCUGAAGAAGUGGAGAGAACAAACGCAAAUCCAGGCCAGCAAGAAGAAAGCCAUCAGCCCAAAAAGCAGACCUAGCAAGAAGGACUCUCGGGGGGGUUCAGUCAAUGGAGUCAUGAAACCAGAUGACAAGACAUCACCAAGAGCAAGAAAAUCAAAAGCAUCAUAAAAGCAAAGAGACAACAGUUGCCCAGAUUGUAAUACUCCGUUUCAACUCUGAACUCAAUGAAACGGAUUUGAUUACAAUGAAAAGAACCACAGAAACAAAUUAAGGAUCUACGUGUACGGCAUGGUUCAACUUUUAAUUUUCUCCUGUUUUUUUCUGUUUUAAAAAAGCACUAUAGAUUUAUGUUCCUUAUGUCCAUUUGCCCGUGACUUAUAGUAAGAAUGAGGGGUUUUCAGAACCUUUUAUGAUUUGCAGAGAAUGCUUCAAAGAAAUCAUUGCUCAAAAGAGGAUAUUGCUCUGCUUUAUAUGCCAGAUACACAGGCAUCACACAUGUUCAUCUUGAUACAAAGAUUAAGCAUUUUAUCCCCUGAAGUCUUGCCCUGAUGCUUAUUACACCCCAUCCGGCAUUUUCACCAUGCUUCGUAUGAAACACUUAGUGUGGAUGGAAGCAUUUGAAAAGUGUUCUUUUUAAAUUGUUAACCUUUUGGUCCUCAGUCCUUUAAGCUACUAUGAAGCUCUGUGAGAAUCUAUUACGUCAACACAAAGAAGCUGAAGUGGCGAAAGACAGCUAUAACCUGCUAUACAACUGUUUUGUUUUCAUGUAGCUUUUAAAUUACCUCAUCAGUGUAAUUUUACAUUUAGAAAUUGAGAGUUAGAGCAAAGAUUUUAAGGUAUGGUUUCAGUGUUCGAUUGUGUUUGAAUCGAGGAGAAUCUUUUGCCGGCAUAGUUUUUAGUGACGGUGGUCAUGAUGGAGCUAAUUGGACGAGGGCCCCCCUGCAGGAUUGGAUUAUGCCAGCAACUUAAUUUAGUGUCUCGUUUUGGUGUUUAACUGCAUUUGAAUGCUGUUUGAGGAGCGUCUUUAUGCAACUGUUGCGACAAUGGUCUAUGUAGAGAUAGUUGUGAAGGGUCUCAUUUCAGUGUUUGCCUUCUAAUGCUGUUUGAGGAACAUUUUUGGCAGCAUAGUUUUUAUCGACAUCGGACGAGGUAGUGCUAAUUCCAUAAAGACCGGUUUGGAUGAUGCUGACAACUUGAUUUGUCUUGUUUUUGGUGUUCGAUUGCAUCUGAAUGCUGUUCGAGGCAAAUCUUUUUAUGUGAUUGUCUAAGGUUUGCUGGUUGUGUGGGCUCCCCCUGCAGGCUUGGAUGAAGCAGAGAUGAUUUUAGGGUCUCAUUUUAUGGUCGUUUGAGGAUAAUCUUUUGCCGUCCUAGUUUAGUGACAGUGGUCGCGGUCAAGCUAAUUGGACAAGUGCUCCCUCUGCAGGUUUGGAUGAUGCCGACAACUUGAUUUUAGGUUAUUGUUGUGGUGUUCGAUUUCGUUUGAAUGCCGUUUAGGAGAACCUUUUGGCAAAAUCAUUUUUAAUCCCCCUGCAUGAUUGAAUUUUGGACAACUUAAUUUAGGUGUUUGCAUUUGAAUGCUGUUUGAGGAAAAUAUUUUCUUUAGCAACAGUGGUGGCAGUAGAUUUUGUUGUAUAAGGGCUCCCCCGGCAGGCCUGGAUGAUGCUGUGCAUGAUGAAUUUCCUUAAGUCUGAUUUGCCUUUUUUUGCCUCAUUUUAACCCCCAAAAGGGGUUCACAUGCUAACAGAGGACCAUUAGAGAGCCUAAGUGGCCAGGUUUGGUGCUUAUGUUUUUAUUGAUAUAAUCCAUAAGCAUUGAUGGUGAUAUCACUGUUGGUUUCAGUUGUAAAUCUGUGAUGAGCAUUGGAGCUAAUUGUUGUGUAAUGGUACACAAUUUUAUCUUUCAUGCAAAGGAAGCCUGGCUUUUAGCCAAAAAAAUGAAAAAGAAAAAGAAAAAAAAAGCUCUUUAAGGAAAAGAGGAAUCUUUCAAAUUAGCAAAAAUUCUGCAGAAGUUUUCAACCGAGGAGAGCAAUUGUGUGAAUUUAUAUGGAGUGUUUGCUGUUUCUGACAGUUAAAGAGAUGUUUAGGAAACUCUGAAAAGCUCUUCCUAUGUGAAAAAUAAUGGAGCAUAAGCUGUUUUUACUACAAAUUCUUUGUGGCCUUUCUUCUUAGUUUGAGUGGUUUGCUCUCGGUUAUGUAUCAUCUAUACUUCUGAUGUCCAUGCCUGUCUGUGUCUGUCAGUAUGGAUGGGCCGCUGCAGUGUAUGCAGUUCACAUGAAACCAGUCAACUCUUCUUUAAGUGUUCUUAAAAUGAGAACCGUAGAAGCUGCAAUCUAUCUCAGUUAAAGCACUGUUGAUUUUUUUCUGUCUCUGUUAUGAGUUUAUUUUCCUGUGAGUGAUGAGAGAUUAAUUUUGAUAUUCCUUUGCCCUGUUGAAUUGGCCAUGUAUAUGUGUGCUUGUUGCAAUCUGUGAAAGAAUCCCCUCACUGUAUGGUUUGUUGCUUAAUAGCAGAAAUAAAACCAUAGGCAUGGAGUCCAUUAAAAUGUUCAGGUUUUAAGUUUCUUUUGUGAGCAAGACCCAAACUGCCAGUUUCUAUUGUUUUGUGAAGCCUGUCUGUUAUGGUUUGUAUCAGUUACCAAACUGUAUGAAAGAGACUUGUUGCACUCUCCCAAUGCUUUUGGUAUUGCCUGUAUAUAAUAUAUGUCGUGCAUUAUUAUCAGUACAGUUUCAGGGUCCAGUGCCUGAAUCUGAUUGCAGUACUGGGUAAAUCCAAAUUAAUUGUUUGCUUUUGUUCGGUACAAUUGGAACAACAAGAAGAACCCCAAUUUGAAGCGGAGUCGUUUUGGAGCAAAGUUUUCAGUUUUCAUAGUAACUGAAAUAAUGUAAUGCUUCAACUCACAAAAACAUGUCUAGGUCAUAUUUUACACAACAAAUCAAAAGAAAAAAAUAAAGAAUAAUAAUUACAUUUUUUAGAUGGUAGUUUACUGUAUUAAAUAAAAAAUACAGUAAUGCAAUGAUUUAAUGAUAAUGAUUAUUUAAAUAAGCAUGAAUUUGAAGGCAGUUCACAAAUAUGUUCAUUAUUUUUUCCCACUGUGGUAAUGAGAUUUAGUUUUUAUUUUAUUUUUUCACAUUAGAUUCUCAUUACUGUAAUACAGUAAUUUACUGUAUUACAGAAAAAAUACUAUAAUGCUAUGUUUUAUUUAGAUAAGCAUAAAUUCAAAGGCAGUACAACAAAUACCUCCAUGACAUAUAAAUAUUUGGAUAAUUAAAUAUACUAUAAUUUUCUACAAAUUUGUGCCAAGAAUAUUUUUUUUCUUUUUUUUUCACAUUAGAUGCUCAUUACAGUAAUAAAAUGUCAUGAAAAAUAUGUCACUGCAAAAGUUCUUAAUGGCCUCUUCUUUGUUAUUUGUUUACUUGAAAUAUGGCCUGGAGAUGUUUGUGGCAGGUUUUGUGAAAUUCACCCUCUUGGUCGCUCUCAAUUCAGGGUUUUAAAAGUAUCUGUAGCCUAAUUGCUGUUUAGUGAUGGAAGUACAUGAAAUGUUUUGAAAUGAUGGAAAAGCCUCCAUAUGCCCUUACGGAUACAUCUUCCAUGUAUUUAAAAACAUAGUGCUUUGGUUUUAUUGCAAAACUGAUUCCUGAGAUUCAAGUUGGUGCUGGUUCUUCUGUAAAAUGUUAUCUUUGACGUUUGAAUGAACGACUCUCCCCUCAGCUAAGAGUAAAAUCAUCCAUGUUUACGUAGAGAGGACAUUCGUUUUUUUUCCCUCCAAAAUGAAUUGUUUUAUCAAACCGGAACAAACUAGAGUUAAUGUUCAUUCCUGCCACACAUGGCUCAGGAUUUUUUUAAAUGAAACAUUUACAGAAGAAUCUUAUUAUGAAUCUUAUAUGAUGUUCGGCAAACUAAAGACAAAUAGAAAAUGUGUAGAAGGUUAUAUGAGUAAUUCACUACUGAAUAUGUCAGAUUUUUAAACUAUUUUUAUAGUGUUGGAAAAACUGUUAAGAGAUUAACAUUAUUUAGAGCAUAUAAAUAUUUUCCUGCUUUUAUUGGUUUAUUAUUUUUAUACUGUGUUGGGGAAACUUUCUACCAUUUUGUGUGUUGUUAAGUGGAACUACAAAUGAUGAAAUGAUCAGCACCAUUUAAAAAAAAAAAGCUUGUAGUGGGAUACAUCUUCAAUUUGCAGUGGUGUAUCAUUUAAAUCGGGUGAAAACAAGAGUAAUUUAAACAAGGAUAAUCUGUAUUAUUAGUUUUUGUUUUUCAUUUUUAGGUGUGGAACCUUGAAGGAUAAAAACACAGUGAAAAUGAAAACCUUUUCACACCCUCCCAUUUGUUUCCUCUUUAAAGACACUCAAACAGACAACUGUGGUGUUUAUGAUGUGGCUUAAUUGUUCAUCGUGUGUGUGUGUGUGUGUGUAAAUAUAUAAAAUCCUUUAAGUUGUUAAAUUCACAAAAUACAUCAGUUUUUACAGUGGUAUUUGGAGUCUGAUCAGCAUAUACAUUCAGAUAUUUGUGAAAUUAAAAGAUUCACCAAAGCCUUCUCAAAUAUCACAACAGAUACACAAAACAAAUUAAGUUAUUUUCCACCAUUCUUUUACAUAGUACAUGCACUGUUUCUUUUCUUAUGCUUGCCUUUGUUCAGAUAUGUUAAUAUAUUUAUUUAUGCAAGUCUGUGUAAUGCUUUUUGUAUGUUUGUCCUUUAAUUAAACCUUUUCCUUAACCCUA